UCGCGAUUUCCAUAAUUCUCGUGACCCAACGCAACGUUAGUUAUCGGAAACAACUUAAUUACUACAGCGCAUUUCACGGCCAACCGAGGCCAGAUUAUAUAAGCAAGUCCCUUAAAACUGGAUCAGUGAAUGUGUUAAGUGUUACUAAAUACGAGGAGAAUCUUUAUUAGAAGAAAACGAUGUCUACUUGGGUGGAAUACUACAAUUACAUAAUGGAUACGAAAGGACAUCCGAAGACGAGGGAUUGGUUCCUGAUGUCGGGUCCCGGACCUCUCCUAACGAUAUUAGCAACAUACUUGUACUUCUGCAACUCGGCCGGUCCGAGGUACAUGAAAGAUAGAAAACCGUACGAGCUGAAGAACCUCAUCAAGCUCUACAACGCCGUUCAAGUGGGCCUAAGCGUGUUCUUGGUCUAUGAGGGUCUUCAAGGAGGAUGGGUGAAUGGUUACAGAUUCUCAUGUCAACCGGUCGACUAUACCGAUAAUCCUACAGCUAAUAGA
Nicrophorus vespilloides is the source of this 500-nucleotide messenger RNA. Its product is annotated as elongation of very long chain fatty acids protein AAEL008004-like. The record is from RefSeq and is a predicted model, not a curated record. Gene Ontology annotation, molecular function: fatty acid elongase activity. Gene Ontology annotation, biological process: fatty acid elongation, polyunsaturated fatty acid; fatty acid elongation, saturated fatty acid; sphingolipid biosynthetic process. Gene Ontology annotation, cellular component: endoplasmic reticulum membrane. NCBI's taxonomy places the organism in Eukaryota, Metazoa, Arthropoda, Insecta, Coleoptera, Silphidae.